UCUCAGGUGGUGAAGCCCUUCAUUUAGGUUGGCUUCUGAGAGUCAUCAGGCAGUCUUACAUAACCAUGAGGGGUGGGUGUGUGACUGUGUACGUGAAUUGUGAGAAAUGUCUGGUCACGCAUUUUCCCUCUUAUCUAGUACAGCAAGCACAUAUGUCAUGACUUGUGUAUGCUGCUACAAUUCCAAAUAGGAAAGAAAGUUUUUUGUUUUUUUAAAAUUUUCUCCUGUAUUACAAAAAAUAUUGGGGCACAUUCAGGUCUAGAUUUCGAGAGGCAAAGAUUUAAGGCUGGGCUGGCUGGCUUUUGUUACUGACAUAAUCUAGGGUGGGCUUGGGGAAGGAAAACAGUCAUUGACCAAAACAGAACAGAAAUGAAAACUCAUUUGCUUCCUAAAGCCAGAUAGAAAUGAUUUAGGUUAAUGAUUUUCUAAUGUGUCGUACAGAUAAACAAGGAGACUGCUGUAAUUUCUAACUUAAGCAUCAGGUCCCCAAUUUUCCUUUACCUGAAAAAUGAAGUGAAAGUUCUUGGAGUACUUUUUGUUCAGUAUGAUCAGUUGACCUUAAUCUGUGAGCAGUCUGAACCAACGUUUAAAUACAGACAGCUAUUACCACCAGUGGUCCAGGCCUUGGUGCAGCCUUCUGAGCAGAGGAAGGGAAGCAGGUUUGGAGACUGGAGCCAGCCAGCACAGCCUAUGAGCUCAGAGACCUGGGAGGGUGGGGAGGAUGCCUGAUUCCUGCCACUCCCUGCCAGGGACCAUCUCGCUCCCCUAGAACUGUGGGUGGGAGUGGGGCUGGGGGAAAGACAAAAGUAGAUGCAGAUAAGAGAUGCAGGUAAGUGGAAUAUAGAAACAGUAAGGACGGUUGGGGGGGACUUCCCUGGAAGUCCAGUGGUUAGGACUCGGCACUUUCACUGCUGUGGCCCCGGGUUCAAUCCCUGGUUGGGGAACUAAGACCCCACAAGCUGCACAGCAUGGCCAAAAAAAAAAAAAAGGAUGGUUGGAAGUUUUAGGACUUGGAGAAAUGCUGUUACUAGAGCAUUUUAAAUAAAUAGGAUUAUUUUGCGUAUCUGCUCAGUAGGUUGGAAACAAAGAAAAGUCUGCCAGUAUUACAAAAUUUUAAUUUGCUAGUAUUAUUUGGGAUGUUUGCCUUAAAUUUGAAAAUUGUAUGCUUUUAUUUUUUCAGUUUUUUAACAAAAUAAUUAAAUUUAUACAAUACUGGUUUUAUGUUUCUGGGCUGUUUCAACACAAUUUAAUACUGGCUACCUAGUUCUAAAAGCAUAAUGUAUUUCUGUUUAUAAUAGUUUUUCACAUAAGAGCAUAUUGCUCUUAUAACUGGUAGAUGUUGAUUCAGAGAAGGUUGGUUUCUGAUCCAAGUUUUGACAUAAGCCGUCUUCUAUUACUAGCACUUACAAGCACCGUGAAGACUGAUCAUGACAAGUAAGUGAGCUUUACCACAUUAAUUGUAUUGCCUCAGGCAUUACUAAGUAUUUGCUUGUGAACCUGCACACACUAUCCUUCCUUAUUUUGGUCUUUAUCUGUAAGACAUGUAUUAGAAGGAGUGGCAUGGUCCUUUAAGGAUAAUCUACAAGAACAUUUUAAGAGUCAUCCACCUGAAACUGAUCCACAUUUUAGAGCAGAUGCAGUCUUGCACUGUGUGAAAGAGACAAGCUUUCCUAGAAAAAUAUGGAUGCUAAUAUAAACAACCUUUUGGUGACCUCUGCAUUAAGAAAAAGAUGCUUUGAGAAAAGUAAAAAGUUGGAAGACUUAAAAUGCCACACAUCUCUACAUUCUGUAAUUCUAUGGUAGAUUAUGUUUUUUUUUUUUUUUUUUUUUUUUUGCGGUAGACGGGCCUCUCAUUGCUGUGACCUCUCUUGCCGCGGAGCACAGGCUCCCUACGCGCAGGCUCAGCGGCCAUAGAUCACGGGCCCAGCCGCCCCGCGGCACGCAGGAUCUUCCCAGACCGGGGCACGAACCCAUGACCCUGCAUCGGCAGGCGGACCCCCAACCACUGCGCCACCAGGGAAGCCCUAGAUUCUGGUUUUUAUUUAAGUAAACCAGUGCAAUAAUUCAUUUAUAAAAAGACUGAUUACUUCAACAUAUGAAUUAUUUUUGUUUUGAACAUGGAAAGUUAUGUAAUAACCAUAAAACUCUGAAUUCUGACAGUGACUUCUAAUAGGUAACUUUGGGCAAAAGUAGACAUCAGCUCUGCAAGUGAUGUAUUUUGUUGUUGAUGUUAAAAGUCACCUGUACAAGAGUCAGAUAGGACAUGAAUCUAGUUCUGAGAGGGAGGGUCCUAUGCAAAUACCAAGUUUACAAGUGGUUCCACAUAAAGUAGGUCAUCUGGUCAGCAAAGACAGGUUCAGCUUGUUAUUCUCUAUUUUUGUUAUCUUAGAAAUAAGGACUUGUGUGUGUAAUAGAAGGUUUUUCACCUAAGAAGUUAUUGAGUGAAUUAGUGAGGACUCUUAGGUUUGGCAUUCAUUAAUUAAACUUAGAAAGUUAUAGAGCUAAACAAUUCUACCUACUCUGCAGAGCAUGGACUAUUCAAGACUGGAUAUUUGGCUGGGAGAUGCUUUAUCAUUGAUUAUCUGAAUGGUUAUAGUUUUGUAAGUGGUCUUUUUUUUUUUUUUUUUGCGGUACGCGGGCCUCUCACUGUUGUGGCCUCUCCUGUUGCGGAGCACAGGCUCCGGACGCGCAGGCUCAGCGGCCAUGGCUCACAGGCCCAGCCGCUCCGCGGCAUGUGGGAUCUUCCCAGACCGGGGCACGAACCCGUGUCCCCUGCAUUGGCAGGCGGACUCUCAACCACUGCGCCACCAGGGAAGCCUUGUACCAUCACACAUGGUGUUAUCAUUGGAAAGAAGGAAAAUGACCUUAUCCGUGGCGCUCUUCUGAGUGGGAAAGUGAAUCAUCGCAUUCGCCCCGUGGAAGUAAGAGGACUUGGGCUGGAAGCAUGUGGUGCAUCCUUCGAGGCUGGAGGCGAGGGAGCCUGGGUCCAUGGGGAGCCCUGGGGCAGCACUGGCCCCGGGGCAUCCGUGCUCUGGCCAGUGAGCGCCCCCGGAUUAGGGGUGAGUACAGCCACGUGGUGGUGGGUGCGGGCUCCGCUGGCUGCGUGCUGGCCGGCCGGCUCACAGAGGAUCCCGACAAGCGAGUGCUGCUGCUGGAGGCCGGGCCCAAGGAUGUGUUUGCGGGGAGCAAGCGGCUCCUGUGGAAGAUCCACAUGCCCGCAGCCCUCGUGGCCAACCUGUGCGAUGACAGGUACAACUGGUGCUACCACACGGAGCCGCAGCCGGGCCUGGACGGCCGCGUGCUGUACUGGCCACGUGGCCGGGUCUGGGGCGGCUCGUCGUCGCUCAAUGCCAUGGUCUACAUCCGUGGGCACGCCGAGGACUACGAGCGCUGGCAGCGGGAGGGCGCGGCGGGCUGGGACUACGCGCACUGCCUGCCCUACUUCCGCAAGGCGCAGGCGCACGAGCUGGGUGCCGGGAGGUACCGCGGCGGCGACGGCCCCCUGCGGGUGUCCCGGGGCAAGAGCGGCCACCCGCUGCACCGCGCGUUCCUGGAGGCGGCGCAGGAGGCCGGCUACCCCCUCACCGAGGACAUGAACGGCUUCCAGCAAGAGGGCUUCGGCUGGAUGGAUAUGACCAUCCACGAAGGCAAGCGCUGGAGCACGGCCUGUGCGUACCUGCACCCGGCACUGAGCCGCCCCACCCUCACGGCUGAGACCCAGACAUUUGUGAGCAGGGUGCUGUUUGAAGGUACCCGUGCAGUGGGUGUGGAGUACAUCAAGAACGGCCAGAGCCACAGGGCUUUCGCCAGCAAGGAGGUGAUCCUGAGUGGAGGUGCUAUCAACUCUCCGCAGCUGCUCAUGCUGUCGGGCGUGGGCAAUGCAGAUGACCUCAAGCAACUGGGCAUCCCGGUGGUGUGCCACCUUCCUGGAGUUGGCCAGAACCUCCAAGACCACCUGGAGAUAUACAUCCAGCAGGCGUGCACCUCCCCCAUCACCCUCCACUCAGCACAAAAGCCCCUGAGGAAGGUCCGGAUUGGCCUGGAGUGGCUCUGGAAGUUCACAGGGGAUGGAGCCACGGCCCAUCUGGAAACAGGUGGGUUCAUCCGGAGCCAGCCUGGGGUCCCCCACCCGGACAUCCAGUUCCACUUCCUCCCUUCCCAGGUGAUCGACCAUGGGCGGGUCCCCCCACAGCAGGAGGCUUACCAGGUGCACGUGGGGACCAUGCGGGGCACGAGCGUGGGCUGGCUCAAACUGAGAAGUGCCAACCCCCAUGACCACCCUGUGAUCCAGCCCAACUACCUGUCAACAGAAACUGACAUCGAUGACUUCCGUCGGUGUGUGAGGCUGACCAGAGAAAUUUUUGCACAGAAAGCUCUGGCGCCGUUCCGGGGGAGGGAGCUCCAGCCAGGAAGCCACGUCCAGUCGGAUGAGGAGAUAGACGCCUUUGUGCGGGCAAAGGCAGACAGCGCCUACCACCCAUCGUGCACCUGCAAGAUGGGCCAGCCCUCCGACCCCAUGGCAGUGGUGGACCCGCAGACCAGGGUCCUCGGGGUGGAAAACCUCAGGGUGGUCGACGCCUCCAUCAUGCCCAGUGUGGUCAGCGGCAACCUCAACGCCCCCACCAUCAUGAUCGCAGAGAAGGCGGCCGACAUCAUCAAGGGGCGGCCGGCUCUCCGGGACGAGGCUGUCCCUGUCUACAAGCCUAGGACCUUGGCCACCCAGCGCUGAGGCCGUCCCUGAGUAAGAAGGCUCAGCACAGCCCUUGGCGCCAAGUGUGCUCUCCUGGCUCUCUCUAGAAUGUUACAAUUUGAUGGCCAAGAAUUGGAUAAUUUAAGAAAUGAAACCAGUAUUGGUCAGUGAA
Messenger RNA from Lagenorhynchus albirostris (white-beaked dolphin), 4862 nucleotides. It is a transcript of the gene CHDH, whose product is annotated as choline dehydrogenase. Gene Ontology annotation, molecular function: choline dehydrogenase activity; flavin adenine dinucleotide binding. NCBI's taxonomy places the organism in Eukaryota, Metazoa, Chordata, Mammalia, Artiodactyla, Delphinidae. The record is from RefSeq and is a predicted model, not a curated record. The coding region runs from base 2945 to 4729 and encodes 594 amino acids. The transcript has 9 exons. Gene Ontology annotation, cellular component: mitochondrial inner membrane.